Messenger RNA from Fomitiporia mediterranea MF3/22, 1107 nucleotides. RefSeq names its product manganese peroxidase 1 (gene FmMnP4l). The coding region runs from base 1 to 1107 and encodes 368 amino acids. The transcript has 4 exons. The record is from RefSeq and is a predicted model, not a curated record. Gene Ontology annotation, biological process: response to reactive oxygen species; cellular response to oxidative stress; hydrogen peroxide catabolic process. Gene Ontology annotation, molecular function: heme binding; peroxidase activity. NCBI's taxonomy places the organism in Eukaryota, Fungi, Basidiomycota, Agaricomycetes, Hymenochaetales, Hymenochaetaceae.
AUGUCUAAACUCUCUGUCGCUUUCGUCGCACUUGCAGCACUAGUAAAUGCUGCUAACUACAAACGUGUUACUUGCCCAGAUGGGGUCAAUACCGCAACCAACGAGGCGUGCUGUCCAUUCUUCGCGCUCAGAGAUGACCUCCAGGCGAAUUUGUUCAACAAUACUUGCGGAGAAGACGUGCACGAAACGUUGCGACUUACCUUCCAUGAUGCUAUCGGCUUUUCCUCUUCUGGUGCACUCUCUGGGGGUGGUGCUGACGGCUCCAUCAUACUCUUCUCCGGCACCGAGCUUGCGUUUGUUGCAAAUGCUGGUGUUGACGAUGGCGUGGAUGCGCUCGCGCCAUUCUUGCAGACCCAUAACGUCACUGCUGGUGACUUGAUCCAGUUUGCAGGUGCGGUGGGAACUACAAACUGUCCUGGAGCCCCAAAGUUGCAGUUCCUUGCAGGUAGAGCAAACGCGACUGCUCCCGCCUCGGACGGGACCGUCCCACUGCCGCAAGAUAGCGCAGAUUCGAUUCUUUCUCGAAUGGCCGAUGCAGGUAUCUCCAACUUAGAGGUCAUCCAUUUGCUUGCGUCGCAUAGUAUCGCUCGUUCGGAUACACUCGUCCCGAAUCAUACGGCUGUACCAUUCGAUACGACACCGUUUACAUUCGACCCACAGAUCUUUUUGGAAGUCUUGCUUAAAGGCACUGGCAUCCCAUUCGGUGUGAACAAUACCGAUGGUGCAGAGGUGGACUCGCCUCUCCCCGAUGAAGGCGAGAUGCGCCUUCAGUCAGAUUUCGUACUCUCGCGCGACUCUCGCACAGCUUGUGAAUGGCAGUCUAUGAUUGCGGAUCAACAACUUAUGAUGAGCAACUUCCAGUCAGCGAUGGCGAAGAUGGCUGUCAUUGGGUUCGAUAGCAGCACACUUGUUGACUGUUCGGAAGUCAUCCCAGACCCAAUUGCUCCUGUUGGAUCUGCUGCUGUGUUCCCUGCUGGCACGAGCCAAGACGACGUCGAACAAGCAUGCACGUCUGCAUUCCCAUCGCUGUCCACAGAUGCAGGCUCAGCGACGCAAAUUCCGGCGUGCCCUGACGGAGACCUCAACAUUAAUGACUGUCCGUCUUGA